AUGAUGAAAAUGAACAUGAGAUCGGUUUGUGCGCUCCUAGCGAUAUGCACAGCGACGGCUUUGAUCUUAGGCUGGAUUUUCCAAACGAGACGAGAGAAGCCCCCCGUUUGUGAGAGCCAGAACCAGGAUUUGUGUUUGAAGGACAGAGGCCAAGAUGGACAAAGCUUCGUCUUUGCUGAUCUAACUCCAGAAGAGAUGGUACAAGUGAAAAAAUACUUAUGGAAGAACCUUGGAGCGCCUUUAGUGGAACCCGCUCGAGCCAAGCCAUCAGACAACUGCAUUUAUUCCAUUGUUCUCCAUCUUCCCCCCAAAGCAGAGGUGCUGGAAUUCCUGGAUCGCUACGGGAGAAAACCUACACGAGAAGCUCUGGCUGUGGUCCACUUUGGAAACCAAGAGGACCCAAACAUCACUGAAUACAUAGUGGGUCCUCUUCCAAACCCAAGAUAUCACCAAGAUAUCACAAUACAGAAGUAUGGAGGGAAGCUGCCAUAUUAUCGAAGAUUUUUUAUGGGAAGUGAACAAAAAGAAAUUGAUACUCUCUUGAAGAAAGAAUUGUCUAAAGCUCCAAAAUUUAUGCUCAGGGUAUUUGAUUAUAAUGGAAGUAACCUUGAGGGCCUCCUUUCCGUGCCACCGGGGUUUAAAUCUGGAGACAGGGAAGUCUGGAUGGGUCAUUUCCAGAAUGUUCCUGGGGGUUAUUUGCAUCCAGUUGGAUUGGAGCUGCAAGUGGAUGUUAGAAGCUUGAAUGUUUCUGAGUGGAAAGUGCUGAAUGUGUUCUAUAAUGGACAGUACUUUAGGGACAUGGAAGACCUCGAAAGACAAUUCAACGAGGGGAAAGUUAAAGUGGCCAAAGUGAAGAAGGCUCCUCAAGAUGGGGGGUACGCAUCCUUGAAACCAAGGGUCCCACCCGAGCUUCCAGGCCCUCUGCAAUAUGAACCUCGUGGCCCACGCUACUGCAUCAGGAACAACCAAGUCACCUUCAUGUCUUGGAGCUUUGCCUUUGGAAUGGAAAUCAACAGAGGACCACGUAUCUUCGACAUUAGGUUUAGGGGCGAGAGGAUAGUCUAUGAAUUAAGUGUGCAAGAUGCAUCUGCCCUCUAUGGGUCCAAUAGUCCAGGGGAGAUGAUUACGAGGUUCAUGGACAUAGCCUACGCCCUUGGGAAAGGUGCUGUCAGCCUUACCCGGGGCGUUGAUUGUCCUUAUUUAGCGACCUUUUUGGAUGUGCACUAUUUCCUUGAUUCCUCGCAACCUAUCACCCGCAAAAACUCUAUCUGCAUCUUCGAAAAAAACGCCGAGGUUCCAAUACGACGCCAUCAUGAGCACUUACUCUCCUCAUUUUAUGGAGCGUUAGCAGAUUCUGCUCUCGUCUUCCGGUCCAUCUCUGUAAUGAAUAAUUAUGACUACAUCUGGGAUUUCGUGUUUCAUCAAAACGGAGCUGUUGGCGUCCUGGUGCAUGCCAGCGGGUAUAUUCUGACUUCUCUCUUCUUUGAUGACGCUGCAGACUUUGGGAACCGGGUUCAGGAGCUGACGCUGGGAACGAUGCACGCUCACAAUAUUAAUUACAAAGUGGACUUGGACGUUGGUGGUAAGUGUGGCUUUGUGAUUUUGAGGAAAUGCAGCAAUGCCUGCUUGCUAAAUAUUUAA
Heteronotia binoei (common prickly gecko) is the source of this 1641-nucleotide messenger RNA. Its product is annotated as membrane primary amine oxidase-like. The record is from RefSeq and is a predicted model, not a curated record. Gene Ontology annotation, biological process: amine metabolic process. Gene Ontology annotation, cellular component: plasma membrane. Lineage: Eukaryota; Metazoa; Chordata; Lepidosauria; Squamata; Gekkonidae. Gene Ontology annotation, molecular function: primary methylamine oxidase activity; quinone binding; copper ion binding.